Lutzomyia longipalpis is the source of this 1362-nucleotide messenger RNA. RefSeq lists its product as uncharacterized. NCBI's taxonomy places the organism in Eukaryota, Metazoa, Arthropoda, Insecta, Diptera, Psychodidae. The coding region runs from base 1 to 1362 and encodes 453 amino acids. The record is from RefSeq and is a predicted model, not a curated record. The transcript has 3 exons.
AUGUUUGGAAUUUUGUGGCUUUUCCCGGGAGUUGCAUCAUAUGGAUUGGAAGGCGCUAUCGUUGAUGGUGUAAUUCCUGAGCAUCCGCUUGCUGGUGAAAUUGGCAAAUUCAUCAACAGGAUGCACAUUACCGAUGAUAUCGCUAUUUUCAACAUGUGCAACCAAGUUGAAAGGGCUCGUGAUAUUAUUCGUGAUUUGGUGGAUGGUUAUGUGAUAAUUGAUGGUCGCUUAAGGGGUGUUGUGGGUAACAUCUUGGAUGAGACAAUGGGAUAUCUCAAUGCCACAUACAGAUUAAUUACAAUUAAACCAACAAACAGGGAGAAUCCCUUCGCUGCAGUUGGGACAAUCCUUGUUAUGCAGAGAGCUGAUUUCAACUUUAACUUUCAAUUCCUCCAUCCGGAAUAUAUGAAACAGAAGUUCCUCACUUGGACAACCCCAGUGGCUCUUCACAGGAUGUGCUGCCUUGUGCCCUAUAAACCUGAUAAUCCAGACUUUAUUGAUCUAAUCAAUCAUUGCGGUAAGGGAUCCUAUCUCCUAUACAUCGCCUUUAUGUUCAUCACAGCCAUCUUGUGGUUCUACACGCAACGCCCUAGAAUAUCCUUUGGCGAUUCUCUGUGGCUCCUGUUGCGCGUUGUGUUCCUCUCUGUUAUCCCACGGCGAUUUCCCUUUUUCUCCGAAAGGCUCAUCGUGGGUGCUGCCUUUGUGGCGUCUUUCUUUAUAAUUAGUACCCUUCAAUCACUCCUAAUUGCAGAAAUUGUUAAACCACACCACCCAGCACAAAUAAAUUCUCUUGAUGAAUUGAAAAGGAUGAAACUUCCCAUUCUUGUUCUACCGGGAAUGGCAUCAUUUCUAAAAGGAAUGGAGAAUGAGUUACCUUUGGAGAUUACAUUGAAAAUACAGGAAUCUCCACUCAACCCAUGGAUUGUUCGACGUCAAAAUAUUCGAAAUGAAAUUAUCUUUGCGUUGGAUGUCUUCAAAGUACAAAAUUUUGUGGAUUCCGUGGCUAAUAUGGAUGCAAAUGGGCAUCCAAUCUAUCACAUUAUGAAUGAAUGUCUCAUCCAUUCCCCAGCUAUUUUCCCAUUUCCCCGGAAUUCACCAUAUUUGUCGCACAUCAACAACCUCCUGCGUUGGUAUUUCGAGGCUGGGAUGUACAAUCAUUGGCUUCUGAUGGAGCGCCACAAGUUGUUGGUUGAGCAUAGCAUUGUUGAUCCCGAAGAGCUUCAAGCAAUGCACAACGAAGUAAUGGUGACUUAUGGGCACCUGAAAACGACUCUUCCCAUCAUCCUUGCGGGUUGGGUGUUGUCAAGUGUCGUACUCCUUCUUGAGAUCCUCUACGCGAGGUGCUCAUUUGGGCGGUACUGA